Sitodiplosis mosellana (orange wheat blossom midge) is the source of this 2237-nucleotide messenger RNA. Its product is annotated as aromatic-L-amino-acid decarboxylase. The transcript is spliced from 7 exons. Gene Ontology annotation, molecular function: aromatic-L-amino-acid decarboxylase activity; pyridoxal phosphate binding. Gene Ontology annotation, biological process: amino acid metabolic process; catecholamine metabolic process; serotonin biosynthetic process. NCBI's taxonomy places the organism in Eukaryota, Metazoa, Arthropoda, Insecta, Diptera, Cecidomyiidae. Bases 424 to 1890 code for a protein of 488 amino acids. The record is from RefSeq and is a predicted model, not a curated record.
AUAAUAACAUUUCAUAUUUGUAACUCUCUUGAUAAUGUUGAAAAAGUUCUGUAGAUCAGAUUUCUGACUAGAAAAAAUUGACUUCAAGUGUCGAAAAUUCGUGGAUAGCAGAAAAUUCAAUAAAAUAUUGAUGCUGUUAUAAAUUUAAAUAUAUGUUGCGUACAAACAAUAGUUUUCAACAUUUUGAUCAAAGUAAAUUUCGUGAAUAAACAAAAACUGUUUUAAUGGGCUAUCACAUGCCAUAGCAUAAUGAAGUUUUCCACAGCUUUCGUUUUACUUAGAAAUAAGAAAAAAACUGAAAUCAGUAGCAUUCUUGUUAUAUUUCGUAAUAUAUGUGUGUCCAUAUGAUUUAUAUCACAUUCCAUUUUAAAAUUCACUAAUAACAUUUAUUUACUAACAUCAUUUUGCAAGCAUUCAUUGAAAAUGGCAAAGUUUAACGAAUCAAUUGACAUGGAGGUUCCAGAAUUCAAGGAUUUUGCCAAAGAGAUGGUCGACUACAUCGCCAAUUAUCUUGAGAACAUACGUGAAAGGCGUGUAUUGCCAAAGGUUGAGCCUGGCUACCUUGCACCGCUCAUUCCGGAUUCUGCUCCAAUUAAGCCCGAAAGCUGGCAAGAUGUGAUGAGUGACAUUGAACGCGUUAUAAUGCCAGGUAUAACGCACUGGCACAGUCCACGAUUCCAUGCAUAUUUCCCCACUGCCAACAGUUAUCCGGCCAUUGUUGCGGAUAUGCUCAGCGGUGCAAUAGCGUGCAUUGGAUUCACUUGGAUCGCAAGUCCGGCGUGCACUGAACUUGAGGUCGUAAUGCUUGACUGGUUGGGUAAAAUGCUUGAGUUGCCGGCUGAAUUUUUGGCUUGCUCCGGUGGUAAAGGUGGCGGCGUGAUUCAAGGCACCGCCAGCGAGGCCACUUUGGUUGCAUUGCUUGGAGCUAAGGCAAAAAUGAUGAAGAAAGUCAAAGAAGAACAUCCAGAUUGGGAGGAUUCCGUUAUUGUUCCGAAACUUGUUGGCUAUUGUUCGGCCCAAGCUCAUUCAAGUGUUGAGCGCGCAGGUUUGCUUGGUGGUGUAAAAUUGCGUUCAGUUCCAGCGGAUGAAAAUAACCAGCUUCGAGGCGAGACUCUUGAAAAGUAUAUCCGAGAGGAUCUCGACAAAGGUCUCAUCCCAUUUUAUAUCGUUGCAACUCUUGGUACAACCAAUUCGUGUGCUUUUGAUCGUUUGGAUGAGGUCGGUUUGAUUGGAAAGAAUUUCGACAUUUGGGUACAUGUGGAUGCUGCCUACGCUGGUUCCGCUUUCAUUUGCCCCGAAUAUCGUCCCCUUUUGAAUGGAAUUGAAAAUGCCGAUUCAUUCAACUUCAACCCGCACAAAUGGAUGCUUGUCAAUUUCGAUUGCAGUGCGAUGUGGUUGAAAGAUCCAAACUGGGUUGUGAAUGCAUUCAAUGUUGAUCCAUUGUACUUGAAACAUGAUCAACAAGGUUCGGCUCCUGAUUAUCGCCAUUGGCAAAUUCCACUUGGCCGUCGAUUCCGUGCGCUGAAAUUGUGGUUUGUGUUGCGAUUGUAUGGCGUGGAAAAUCUUCAGGCCCACAUUCGUCGACACUGUGCGUUUGCCAAGCAAUUUGAGGCUCUUUGUCGCAAAGACGAUCGAUUCGAAAUCUUCGGAAAGGUUCAAAUGGGCUUGGUAUGCUUCCGUUUGAAGGGAUCAAACGAAUUGAACGAAGCCCUGUUGAAACGCAUCAAUGGCCGUGGUAAAAUUCACUUGGUUCCAUCGAAAAUCAAUGACGUUUACUUUUUGCGAAUGGCCGUUUGCUCACGAUUCACAGUUUCAGAGGACAUGGAGUAUUCAUGGGCCGAAGUCGGCGCAGCUGCUGACGAAGAAUUUGCUGCUCAAAACAAAAACUAAUCGAAAAUGAGACAGUAUUGAAACCAGAUUUCAUGAAGCUAAAUAGCAGUGUUAUUGAUGUUGUAUCCAAACGUUAACACAAAAUUGGGACCAAUCCACUAGAAAUAUUCGUUGUCACGUUGUAAAUACGAGUAAUUUAGUUCAAUGUUAUUACUUAGCUCUUAGAUAUUUAAUUUCACAAAAAGUUUAACUUAUUCUAAGCAAAAAGUUUUAUUCAUUUUGGAACACAGUUGUCAUUGUUAUGAGAAAUGCUUAAAAAUAUUGUAUUGUUGGUGUAAAAUGUUAAUAUUUAUUCGAAAUGUUAAGUUCAAGCGAUUCAAUAAAAAUUUACGCUAAAGCAACAAUAA